CUCUCUCAUCCCAUAACACUGCAGAGAGCGCACUGUUGGAACUCUUAAACUUUCUUUUUAACUUUUUUUUUCUGUCUUUAGUUCGAACAAUAUGAUUUGGUUUCUGUGCGUAAUCGCUGCCUUUGCGUCCGUGCCAACACACGCGCAAAUCAACAGCCGGUAUGUUAUCGGAUGUCCAGCUCGGUGCGACAAGUCGAUGUGUCCCCGGGUACCAGCGGACUGCCCGGCGGGACAAGCUCUCGACGCCUGCAACUGCUGCCCGGUGUGUGCGCUCGGAGAGGGCGAAGCGUGCGGCGGCAGCGGGAAGCUCGGGGACCCGGUGUGCGGAGAGGGGCUGGAAUGCUUGGUGUCCGGCGGGGUGUCGUACUCCGUGACGGUAAGGAGGAGAAGUAAGAGCGGGACUUGCGUUUGUAAAGACACUGACCCGGUUUGUGGGAGCGAUGGGGUGUCGUACCGGAAUAUCUGCGAGCUGAAGAGGGUGAGCCGGCGUGCGCAGAAGCUGCAACAGCCACCUGUGCUCUUCAUUCAGAGGGGAGCCUGUGGGAAAGCUCAGGAAAACCCAGACAGCCCAAGACACAAAUACAACUUCAUCGCUGACGUGGUGGAGAGAAUCGCACCUUCUGUGGUUCACAUUGAACUUUACCGCAAGAUGACCUAUUCCAAGCGGGAGGUGGCGGUGGCCAGUGGUUCUGGUUUUGUUGUGUCAGAAGACGGUCAGAUUGUGACCAAUGCCCACGUGGUAGCUAACAAACACAGAGUGAAAGUGGAACUGAAGAGUGGAGGCUCCUAUGAUGCCAAAAUCAAAGAUGUGGAUGAGAAAUCAGACAUUGCACUCAUUAAAAUUGAUGCACCGACCAAGCUUCCAGUCCUGUUGCUGGGUCGAUCUUCAGACUUAAGGCCAGGGGAGUUUGUUGUUGCCAUCGGGAGCCCGUUUUCCCUCCAGAAUACUGUAACCACAGGAAUCGUCAGCACCACUCAGCGAGGGGGAAGAGAGCUGGGCCUUCGUAACUCUGACAUGGACUAUAUCCAGACUGAUGCCAUCAUCAAUUAUGGCAACUCUGGAGGCCCUUUGGUAAACCUGGACGGUGAGGUGAUUGGAAUCAACACGCUGAAAGUGACAGCUGGCAUAUCCUUUGCCAUACCAUCAGACAAAAUCCGAGAGUUCCUGGCAGAGUCCUAUGACAGGCAGUCCAGAGGAAGAGGAGCUUCAAAAAAGAAGUAUAUCGGUGUGAGGAUGAUGACUCUUACUCCGACGCUUGCCAAAGAGCUGAAGACUCGCCACCAUGACUUUCCUGACAUCACCUCUGGAGCUUACGUUAUGGAGGUCAUUGCAAAGACACCAGCUGCAACGGCUGGACUCAAAGAGCAUGAUGUCAUAAUCUCAAUAAAUGGCCAGAGGAUCUCGACAGCCGCUGAUGUCAGCGCCGCCAUCAAGACCAUUGACACCUUGAGAGUAGUUGUGCGCCGUGGAAAUGAGGACGCCAUCCUAACGGUUGUUCCCAUGGAGAUUGACCCUUGACCCUGCACAAGUCACAGGAGCUGGAGCUAGUUUUAACUCAUUACCAGUGGACCUUACACUGGGGAGGGGACUUCUACUGACACCCUCUCUCCCCUGUGGCCAAGGCCAGUGAUGCCACACAAACAGGACAAGUCUGGCUUUGUCUUAAAAAGGAAUGUACAGAAGGUCAAAAUGGCCAGCAUGGCAAUGAUUUUUUUUUUUAUCUGUUAUUUAGAAAAUCAUGAGGUAAUUACCUGGAAAUAAUCUUGUUGUUUCAUGUUAUCAGGACAAGAAAAUGUUUUUUUCUCAUUUUCAUUAAAUACAGAAACUGAAUAUUUUUCAAGAUAAAGUAAUUUCCAAUCAUCUGAUCCCCCCCGAUUUAAACUUCAAAGUCACUAUGAUGACUGUUGGGUGGAGUACUUAAAUGCACAGUCUUAUCCUUAUUCAAUAUAUCAUCUCUAACAGAGGACAAAAUACAUUUUCUGCAUGUUCAGCUCAGAGUGAAGUACUGUCUGAUACUUUUAAAGUAACAAUCAGUGUUCCUUAAUAAGAAAUUUACAUUUGCAUUAAUGCACAACUCUCCUGAUCCCUGAUAAACAUUAAUAAUCAGCUUUGAAUUCUAUGGAAAUCUUAAGUUAACACAUAUCCUUACAAUACACUUACUCAUUUUUUCUGCAACAAGUAACAAACAGUUGUUUUUUUUAUAUAGAUCUCAUCUUGUUUGUCUUGUAUCAUCAGGACCGCAAAAGCACAAAACAGAGAGAAACAAGUUUAAGUGAGGUCAUCAGUGGGGGCAAUGGUAAUAUGAAAUGUUGUGGUCUGAUCUAACACAGUGAUCAUCUUAUGGUGCUUUUUGCACAUGUCAAAAAGAGAAAAAAGUGUGUAAGGUUUCAAGAAAAAAACUUUAGAAAACUUGUUUUAACAGAAAACAGCUAUAUGUGUUACAUGCAGUGCUGGAAAGAAGCUCCACCUUACUUACACACUAAGACUUUCAAAUUGCAGAACAGCGUAACAAUUGAUGUCCGAUCUGCCUAUUAAUCCAAAUACACAUGCAGAGCUGUUUUCCACUAUUGGCUCUGCUACUGAUCCCAUUCUUGCCCCUGAUGCACCCUUGUUACCAUCUCCAAGGUCCCCAUUACACCUCCAUGGAAUGUGAAGUAAAGGCUAAUGUCAUACAGGAGAGCAAAUAUCACGCCUUGGAAUUACGUUGUGAUUCAGUCUAUCUCAUGAUAGAUGCAUACAACCCUCCUAAAAGUAUUGGUACAGUGAGCUCAUUUCCUUUAUUUUUGCUGUAGACUGAAAACAUCAAAAGAUGAAUAUGAGACAAGAGAUCAACAUGUCAUCUUUUAUUUCCAGGUAUUUUCAGCUGAAUCUGAUGCUUAACUUAGAAGAAAGCAUUGUUUGUAACUGAACACCAAAUUAGUAGGUGAGCAAAGCUAUUUGAAUGUAGCGACUUAGAAUAGAUUAAAGUGAAUAAGACUUAAUAUUGCAAUAACUGCAUCAAGCCUGUGACCCACUGACAUCACCAAACUUUUAUGUUCCUCUUUUGUGAUGCUUUCCAGGCUUUCAUCACAGCCUCUUUUAGUGUGUUUUGGGGGGUUACUCCCUUCAGUCUCCUCUUCAGCAGGUAAAAUGUGAGUUUAAGUCUGGAAAUUGACCUGGCCAGGCUAAACUCUUCCACUUCUUGCCCCAGAUGAACUCCUUUGCUGUUUGGGUCAUUAUCUUGCUAAAUGAUGAAAGAUUUCUUUAUGAGUUUGGUUGAAUCUUUCUUUAAAUAUGCAGACAAAAUGUAGACUUCUGAGUUCAUUUCUGCUACCCUCAUGUGUUACAUCAUCAGAGAAGAUGAAUAAGCCCAUCCUAGAAGAAGCCAUGCAAGCCCAAGCCAUGAUAUUACCUCCACUGCAUUUCACAGAUGAGCUUGUGUGUUUGGGAUCAUGAGCAGAUCCUUUCUUUCUCCAGACUUUAGCCUUACCAUCACUUUGGUAAAGGUUCAUCUUUGACUCAUGAGUCCAUAAAUCUUUGUCCCAAAUUCUAAGGCUUGUCUUUGUACUUUUUGGCAAAUUCCAGCCUGUUCUUCUUGCUAAUGAGUGGUUAGCAUCUUCUGGUGUAGCCUCUGUACUUUUGUUCCUAAAGUCUUCUGAGAACAAUAGAUGGUGAUACCGUCACUCCUGCCCUCUGGAGGUUGUUGCUGAUGUCACUAACAGUUGCCUUAGGGUCUUUCUUUUAAGCUCUUACAACGUUUCUGUCGUCAACUGCUGCUGUUUUCCUUGGACUACCUGUUCGACAUCUGUUACCGAGUACACCAGAGGUUUCUUUCUUCUUCAGGGCAUUCAGAAUGGUUGUACUGGCUAUGUUCAAUGUUUGUGCAGUGGCUCUGAUUGAUUUUACAUCUUCUCUCAGCUUCACAAUCACUUGUUUUUCACCCAUAGACAGCUCUCUGGUUUUCAUGUUGGUUACACCUAGAAAACCAGAGCGUAGACGUUCAGUGCUAUUUAUUGUUUGAAAAAUCAAAGUCAUUGGACACACCUGGGCAACAAAACACACCGGUCAGUCACAUGUUACAAUAAUUUGGUCACAUGAAAAAUGGGUGGGUUCAAACAAAAGAUGCUAUCAUCUAAGUCAUGUAUCAGCUCCAGAUGUAAACACCUGGAAAUAAAAUCUGAAAUGUUGAUCUCUUGUCUCAUAUUCAUCUUUGGAUCCAAAACCCAAAUGUUUUUAGUCGACAGCAGAAUAAAAGAGUCGGCCUCACUGUUCCAAUAAUUUAGGAGGGGAGUAUAAGUCUAUAUCUCAAGAAAACAACCAGAAGUUCCCUGGAAAAUGUGAGUACAUAUGCAUUUUCACCAAGGGUUUCCACAUCUUUGACUUUCAAGAACGUGUUAAAUAUUGUGUUUUCUACAACAAAUAAAUAAAUCACUUGUGAUUUUAUUUAACUGUAUUUAAAAAAAGAAUCAUUGCCAGUUGGCCUUUCUUGGCUCGCGUAGAAACACCUGCAGAUACUCUGUAGGCAGUGUUGUACUCUGUUACUUGUGUGUUUUCACUUUCAAGUCUUUCAAGUCUUUAAACUUUGAUCAGAUGCUUUUCAAGAUCAUUUCUUACUCUUUUUCUCCUUUUGGCCUUUUUUUAUGGACUAUUGCUCAGUCAGGAUUUCAAUUGCAUACUCUGAACAAUUUCCAGACAUGCUAAGUAAACUUCUGAUUCGUAUGAUUGUUGUUUUA
Molecule: messenger RNA, 4713 nt
Organism: Cheilinus undulatus (humphead wrasse)
Lineage: Eukaryota; Metazoa; Chordata; Actinopteri; Labriformes; Labridae
Product: serine protease HTRA1A-like
Exons: 9
Coding region: 92-1519 (475 amino acids)
Biological process (GO): proteolysis; programmed cell death; positive regulation of apoptotic process
Cellular component (GO): extracellular region
Molecular function (GO): serine-type endopeptidase activity; protein binding
Source: RefSeq, a predicted model, not a curated record